AUGUAUACUCUUCUUCUCAUCACUCUCGCCGCCACUGGCGCUUUCGCUGCUGCCCCAAUCAAGGCCCGCGAUGCUGGCAGCAGUGGCUUGACCGUCGAGCAAGCCGGCAACCAGUGCGGUAACGGCCAAGUCAUCUCCUGCUGCAACACCAGCACCGACACCAGCGGCGACGGAGGCAUCCUCAGCGGCAGCUUGAACGACAUUCUUGGAGGCAGCUGCAGCCCCAUUCCCGUCAAUGUCAUCGGCGUGCAGGUUCCUCUCCAGCAAGCCUGCGGUGACAACCAGGCCGCGUGCUGCACCGGCGACCAGACUGGACUCGUCAACGUCCAGUGCACUCCCAUCGCCCUUUAA
This is a messenger RNA of Fonsecaea erecta, 351 nucleotides long. RefSeq lists its product as hypothetical. The record is from RefSeq and is a predicted model, not a curated record. Lineage: Eukaryota; Fungi; Ascomycota; Eurotiomycetes; Chaetothyriales; Herpotrichiellaceae. Gene Ontology annotation, molecular function: structural constituent of cell wall. Gene Ontology annotation, cellular component: fungal-type cell wall. The coding region runs from base 1 to 351 and encodes 116 amino acids. The transcript has 3 exons.